Molecule: messenger RNA, 1956 nt
Organism: Alternaria burnsii
Lineage: Eukaryota; Fungi; Ascomycota; Dothideomycetes; Pleosporales; Pleosporaceae
Product: geranylgeranyl transferase type i beta subunit
Exons: 3
Coding region: 1-1956 (651 amino acids)
Biological process (GO): protein geranylgeranylation
Cellular component (GO): CAAX-protein geranylgeranyltransferase complex
Molecular function (GO): CAAX-protein geranylgeranyltransferase activity
Source: RefSeq, a predicted model, not a curated record
AUGGCUCCAGCUGCGUUUGAUGCCAACACACAACUCAACUAUGCUCGUCACAUCAAGUACUGGCGCCGCAACUUGAAGACGCUGCUGCCGCACUUCUACACCAGCAAUGACUCCAACCGCAUGCUUUUGGCCCUUUUCACUGUGUCUGCCCUCGACAUUUUGGGAGAUUUAGAUGCCGCUUUGUCAGCCGAGGAGCGACAAGGCCACAUUGAUUGGGUCUACAGUUGCCAGCUGCCUGAAGGAGGAUUCCGCCCAUGGCCAGGCUCCAACUACGGCCCUCUCAGAAGUGAAGAGAACAAAAACUGGGAUCCUGCCCACAUCCCUGGAACUUUCUUUGCCCUCCUCACGCUGGUCGUGCUGGGCGACGAUCUGGAGAAAGUGAAGAGAAAGGAGAUCCUGACAUGGCUGGUCAAGAUGCAACGACCGGAAGGCAGCUUUGGAGAGACUCUAGGCGAUGGCGACUUUGUUCAUGGCGGAAACGACUCUAGGUUCGGCUACAUGGCAACAGCCAUCCGGUGGAUACUUCGAGGCGACUUAGAGGGUCCUUGCGAAGGUGUACCGGACAUCGAUGUUGACAAGUUUGUCAACUGUGUUCGACAAGCAGAGUGCUACGACGGAGGUAUAUCAGAAGCACCCUUCCAUGAGGCACACGCUGGCUUCACCUGCUGCGCUAUCGCUGCUUUGCAUUUCGUGGGUCGUCUGCCUUUACCACCAUCCCAAAAACCGGACAGUCUCAUCCGUGGAGUGACUGAUGUCCCCAAAACCCUGCACUGGCUCGUCUCACGGCAGACUUUGACGCUAGACGAGGACGAUGGCUUAGAUACUUUGAACGACGAGACAGAUACAUCAGAAACGUGUCAUGACGCGCAUACUUUUGUCAAGUUGAGCUCCCGUCCGUCUGCACAAGCAAAAUCAAAUCUGAAAGGACGACCCCACAUUCAUUUUGAAUUGGAGUGGGUGGGAGUGAAUGGUAGAUGCAACAAGGUAGCAGAUACAUGCUACGCCUACUGGACCUCGACGCCCCUACAACUUCUUGGUCGUUUGGAUAUCAUCGAUCGGCAACCCAUCAGAAAAUGGUUGUUAGACAAAACGCAGCAUCUCGUUGGGGGUUUUGGCAAGGUCACCGGAGAUCCACCGGACAUGUAUCACUCUUUCCUGGGCCUCAUGGUCUUGGCUAUGUUUGGAGAGACUGGUCUUCAGGACGUUGACUCAGCGCUAUCCAUACCACACCCCGUCGUACGGUCAACAUUACACUCUACACACCUUUCAACUAUGAGGAAUUCGGCGCCGCCAUCAAAGAAACGCAAAAUUGCGGUCACAGCCCCCGAAAAGAUCGAGUUUGACUUCUCGGCGCGCGAAGAAUAUCUCACAGGCUUCCACAAGCGCAAACUUGCACGGAUAAAGCAUGCGCAAGAGGAGAAUGCCAAGAGGGAGAAAGAGGAAAAGCUGAGGUUCAGGCGUGAGCUCCGAGAACAGCGCAAAGUUGAUCUAGAGAAACACGUCGAAGAAGUAAACCGACUCGUCAAACAAGCAAAUGGAGAUCUGGACGACAUCAUUGCGGGCGAGACAUCCGGCGACGACGAUGACGAGGAAGAAUUCAAAGGCUUCCAAGAACCCGAACCCAUCAACCAGGAAGACGAGUACGUCGACGAAGACAAAUACACAACCGUCACCAUAGAAAGCGUAGGAAUAUCUAAAGCAGGCUUCUCGAGACCAGGAGAGGAGGACGAAGAGGCGGUGGCGAAGAGAAAGGCAGAAGAAGAAAGGAAAAAGGCGGAGGAGGAGGAGGCAGCGAGCAAGAAAAAGGUAUGGACAAAGGCGUGGCCGAAGAAUAGCGAGAGGCCAAAGAAGAAGAAGAAGAAGUUUAGGUAUGAGACUAAGACGGAGAGAAAGGCCGAGCGCAUGAAGCAAGGCUUGAAGAAGAGGAAGCAGAAGGAGGCUAGGACGGCGAAGUAA